Molecule: messenger RNA, 695 nt
Organism: Paramacrobiotus metropolitanus
Lineage: Eukaryota; Metazoa; Tardigrada; Eutardigrada; Parachela; Macrobiotidae
Product: small integral membrane protein 13-like
Exons: 2
Coding region: 202-513 (103 amino acids)
Source: RefSeq, a predicted model, not a curated record
ACUGCAAAACUUUCAAAACUUUUGGAACAAUCCACUAAGUACUUAAUUAAAUCCCGUGACGAUUUGGAAACGUUCUUAUGCCGGUUCAAUGAUCCAGCAUUCAGAAUUUUGUUAAGCAGCUUCCGCGUACCUACUCUAGCGUAUUGCGAUGAUAGCAGAUUCGCAGCGCAAAAUUUAUUAUCAUUUUAGUUAUGUUGGAUAAUGAUGGUCCAAAUCGGCUGGUAUGAGAUUUUUACGACCGUGCUGCUGAUCAUUUUUGUUAUUCUGGUUGUGUUACUCUUCGUUUUUAUCGGUUGGUUUGUUGUGUGGAAGCUAAUACUGUCGCAAUUCCGUUUCUUUCGAGAAAUACUGGGCAUGGAGAACGGUCGGGAGCAUGAAGCGAAAAAAUCUGCAAGCGGAAAUCAGCCAGCGCAAGGCGUCGGGACGCAGCUCGCUCCAGAGACUCCUGGGCACAUUCGACGACGCAUGGAACGAUUAAGUAGUGGAUCUGCUGGUGGACUGACUGUGUCGUAAUGUUUUAGAAUUCUUUUAAAUUGUAUGAUUGCGGCAGAUUGCCUCAGUACUGUUGAAUAAUUAAGUUUUUCGGUCUUUCACUUUUUAUGGUUAAAUUGUUUUUAGUUAGGCCUACUGAUGAACUUAAUUACUGAAGACUGCUAUGCUCUAAAAAUUAAUUAAUCAUUAAAUUUGAAGAUGAA